Cajanus cajan (pigeon pea) is the source of this 2165-nucleotide messenger RNA. RefSeq names its product putative terpene synthase 2. Gene Ontology annotation, molecular function: terpene synthase activity; magnesium ion binding. Gene Ontology annotation, biological process: diterpenoid biosynthetic process. Lineage: Eukaryota; Viridiplantae; Streptophyta; Magnoliopsida; Fabales; Fabaceae. The record is from RefSeq and is a predicted model, not a curated record.
GCAACUUCCAUGAAUUUUCUCUCAUUUACAAUCCUCAAAGUGGAAAAUAUAGAGCAUUAUUUUUAAAUUAACGGAUCGAUGUUGUUCUUAAUCAUUCACUUAAUUAACUAAUAGACAUGAUCAAUUAGUGUCAAAAAGCAACAACACAAGCAAGCUGGUUUAAGAGUAUAAAUAUGUAGCUAGAUGCUUGAAGAGUAUCAAUAACCUACGCACCCUUUUCCAUAGAAAUUAAAAAGCGCUUUGUAUGAAUCAAAAGAUGUCCCUUCCAGCUUCAACAUUUGCUUCAACCCAACAUGCAGUAUCUGAUGUCAAGCGACCUUGUGCAAGUUUUCCUCCUAACAUAUGGGGAGAUACUUUCCUUCAAUAUGCUUCUGAAUCUGUGGGAGUAAGUUACAAUGCGAAGCAGCAAGCUCAAAACCUAAAAGAAGAGGUGAAAAUGAUGUUUCAAUCAUUAAAUCAAAGCAUCAUGCAAAAAUUAAACUUCAUUGACUCUAUCCAACGUUUCGGCAUAUCCUACCAUUUCCAAAAGGAAAUUAACCAAGCAUUGGAACAAAUUCACAACACUUGUACCAAAAAUAACAACAUCAUCAUUGAAGAUGAAAAUCACCAUUUUCUUGCUCUACUCUUUCGUUUGCUUAGGCAACAAGGAUAUCAAAUUUCAUCAAAUGUAUUCAACAAAUUCAAAAAUAAGCAAGGAAACUUCAAUAAAACUCUUGCCAAUGAUAUUCAAGGAUUAUGUAGUUUGUAUGAAGCUGCACAACUAAGAACUCAUGGAGAUGAUAUACUUGAAGAAGCAUUUGACUUCUCAAAUGGUCAACUUAUGUCCUUGGCCAACCAACUAAGUCGAUCGCUUGUUGCACAAAUUAAUCACUGCUUAAGGAAACCUUUUAACAAGAGUGUACUUAGGUUUGAGACACGGUAUCACAUGAGUCUCUAUGAAAAAGAUCCUUCUCAUAGGGAAACUUUAAUAACCUUUGCAAAUGUAGAUUUCCAUAUUCUUCAAAAAAUGUAUCUAAAAGAAAUUGGCAUGAUUACCAAGUGGUGGAAAAAAUCAAACUUGGUGAAAAAGGUCCCCUAUGCAAGAGAUAGGUUGGUUGAGAGCUUUGUUUGGUCGUUGGCCUUUUCCGAUAUUCCUGAAUACAGUAAAGCAAGAAUGUUUCAGGGGAAAUUAAUGGCUGUAGUAACUAUUCUAGAUGAUACUUAUGAUGCUUAUGGCACUUUCCAAGAACUUGAAAUAUUCACAGAAGCAAUUCAAAGAUGGGAUAUUACUGCCAUUGGAUCUCUUCCACAAUGCAUGAAAGCAGUAUUUGAUGCAAUUAUUGAGCUGUGUGAAGAAAUGGAAUUGGAAACAACUGAGAGUGGAAAAUCAAGCUUUAUGGUUCCACGUUUUAAACAAGCUGUUAGUAAAUUAGUAAAAGGCUACAUGAUUGAAGCAAAAUGGUGCCAUAAAGGUCUUAUUCCAACAUAUGAAGAGUAUAAAGUUAAUGGUGUCUUAACUUCUAUUUUUACUCUUUUGAUGUCAUCAUUUAUUGGCCUGGGAGAAUAUGGAACAGAAGAAGUCCUUGAUUGGAUUUUUAGUGAUCCAAAUAUCAUUAAUGCUGUAUCACUUAUUGGAAGACUCUUAAAUGACACAUCAUCACACAAGUUUGAGCAAAGACGAGAUCAUGUUGCCUCAUCUGUUGAAUGUUGCAUGAAGCAAUAUGACAUUUCAUAUAGAGAGGCCUAUAACUUCAUUCGCAAGGAUGUUGAAGAAUAUUGGAAGGUUAUUAAUGAAGAGUGUCUCAGGUCAAAUGAUAUCCCAAAAUCUGUACUGGAUUGUGUAGUUAAUUAUGCACGUGUUUCUGAGGUUUGUUAUGAAAACCACCAAGAUAACUUCACAAAUGGAGGAUUAAAGGAUUAUGUCUCUUCAUUACUUUUGGAUCCGAUGUGCAUCGAUCAACAACAAUAAGAGAAGUCAUUUCACAUAUAAAUGACAUUAUGCUUAUAUCCUGUAAUAUCUUAUGAUGUAUACCAGAAUGUUGCAUACUAUCAAGCAUAACUAAAUAUGAAAGAAGAGUGAAUUGUUGGUAUAAAAGUUGAUUCAUUCUACGUGAAAUGUUGAAUGUGCCAGUUGAGAGAAAUGUUGUUUGCACAUUGUUAUUUGCUCAAUAAUAAUAUGUCAUGUC